GUUUCAAGCGAGCAAAAUGAACCGGAGUUUUAAUAAAUCACAAUCUUUGCGUAGCUUGAACAUGAACGCGGUGGAAGUGAAAAGCAAGUAUGGAGCAGAGUUCCGGAGAUUUUCAGUGGAUCGAAUAAAACCCGGCAAAUUCGAGGAAUUCUACAAACUCAUCAUGACCAUCCACCGGAUCGCAAACAUGGAGGUGAUGAUCGGAUAUGCAGACAUUCAUGGAGAUCUCCUCCCCAUCAACAACGAUGAGAAUUUCAGCAAGGCCGUGUCCACCGCACACCCCCUGCUGCGGAUCUUUAUCCAGAGACAAGAAGAGGUUGACUACAGCAACUUUGGCACCAGCACUCUGACCCGUAAAAAAAAGGCAGUGGUCACUCUUCGCAAUGACCUGAACAGAAAACGGCCCCACAUUCGCAUUGGCAUGCCUCAAGACUUUCGUCCUGUGUCGUCCAUUAUUGACGUGGACAUCCUUCCUGAAUCUCAUCGAAGAGUACGUCUCUACCGGUAUGGCUCGGACAAGCCCCUGGGAUUUUAUAUCCGUGAUGGCACCAGUGUCCGUGUUACACCCCAUGGCUUGGAAAAAGUCCCGGGUAUCUUCAUUUCCCGUAUGGUACCUGGAGGCCUGGCUGAAAGCACAGGCUUGCUGGCAGUCAAUGAUGAAGUUCUGGAGGUCAAUGGCAUCGAGGUGACAGGAAAGACCUUGGACCAGGUGACUGACAUGAUGAUCGCAAACAGCCACAACCUUAUUGUGACCGUGAAACCAGUAAACCAGCGCAACAAUGUGGUUCGCAGCAGUCGCAUAUCAGGUAGCUCGGGUCAGUCAUCGGAUAGCAGCGGUUCAGUAGGGUACCCCGCCAUCACCGUUCCCACAGGUGCCACUGCCAUCUCUCAUGGCUAUAGUCCAGAAGAUCUGGAAAGUGACGAAGAGUCAGACAUCGUAAUCGAGAGCAACAUCAAACGACCAUCACGGCGGUCCAACGCCUCAGUGGCUUCAAAUGCAUCCCGGUCCCAGACACAAACGACCACUGUGACCCCACCUAGCCCUCCUACUCGACCUCAAACGAGACCGCCAUCCACUGUGUCUACAGCCUCUUUUCAUUCUCAACCAAGCUUUAAUGGCACCGUACACAAUAGUUUGAGUUACAAGUUGCAUAAGGACCUAACCCUUCAACACCACCCCUACCACAGCAGCAAUCCUGCUAUGAGGGAGAGCAAUGGCAGCCUACACAAAAUCCUCAGCAGCCUGAGGACUGACCCCCGUCAUAGCCUGGCUUUACCCAGAGGUGGGGUAGAGGAGGAUGGCACAGUCAUCACUUUAUAAUACAUGCAGACAACAUCUAGCCCUCCCAGAGACUCAGUCUUUCAGCCUGGGAAAUCACACUCGACUUUGAACCUCACCAAACUUAAAGGGUUUUGUAAAAUUAAUAAUUUAACAGAACAGUAUCUGGAAUUUUACCUUUUUUUUUUUUUAAGUAUUUGCUUUCCAUGUGUUUCCAUGUAAUGUCUUAUCUGUCAAAAAUGCCUGUCAGUUUAUUUCUAAGCAAAACCACUUUUUUUAUCUUGUCUAUCAGUGUUUCUUAAGUUCAUGUUUUGAGUUUAAUUUUAAUCAUGUUGUCUAAAUAUCUCCUGGGACCAGAAAUUAGGUUUAGACCUGUGUGUGUGUGUACACGUCUUCUGUUUAGGGUUUGGACACCAAUAUGCAAAUGCCAAAAUGAAUUUACACUUAAUCAGCAACACAAACAUUUUGUUUGAGCUGUCUGAUUUGUAUAAUUAUUAACGGAUCUUAAUUUUCUGUAAAGAAUGUCUACUGUAUGUGUUCAGUACUUUUAUUUGUAGUAAAUUACCAUUUGGCCGAUUUUCUUUUCAUUCUUUGUUUCAGAAUAUUUUCAAUAUUACUUGUUCCCGCAUCACAAAACUGCAUGUAUUGGAAUUAUAGAAUCUUUUAGACAACCUUCUCAGUUAAGACAUUUAAAUUAAAACAUUUGCAUAAAACAUUAGUCUACAUUGACAUUGGUGAUGUAGAAUUUGAUUUGACAAGAUUUCUUGUUUAUUUGACUGCAGUUGAAUGACAGGGCUCAUCACAUAUAGGUAUUUCACACUUGUAUGCCUUUUUGAAGACCUUCUGACUUCAGGAGUCCAAUGGAAUGCGAGUUCAUUGGUUCUCUUUGGUAUUCAGUCCAUACACACAUUUUAUGUCACCUCACUGUUAAUGAAUCCUCACCUUUGUUCAAGCCUCUGCAGUCUCAGAAGUUAGAUUUUAACUUUACUAUUAAUUCCGAAGCUGAGAAUACUUAAUCCUGGUAUUAAAUUAGCAGUCUUAUGUGAUCCUGUUUUAAAUUGGGAACAAUAUGUUGUAAAAUGCACCAGUUUAUACUCAGUAAUUUGUACAUUUGUGGUAUAUUUUUUGUAUAUACUUUAAAACCACUGUGGAUGUUCUUUCUUUUUGGCUUUUAGGUUGACUGUAAUGUUGUUUUUCUUGAACAAAGACUUACCUUCAUAUCCACCAUUUUUGUGCCUUACUGCCCCUCCUACAGACAUGGUUCACUCACACAGACGAAGUAUUUGGAUCUGACCACUGGAAAUAUUUUGGUAAAAGCAAGGCAUGGUGUACCACGUGCUUUUGGUGUGUUGAAAUACGUUUGUUGUGAGCCUCCAUCUGCUGGUCACUGCCAGAACUGCGUCUUUUUUGCCAAGAAUAAUGUUCUUCGUUUUGCAUUAAUUUCACCGUAGUCUAUCAGUGUUGAUGUCUUGGUUCAUCUGUAUUUGUAUCUAUUAACAUUGAAUGAACUUCUUACAUUCAAAGCUGAUUACUUAAGAAAUGGGUACGACAGAUUAUGUCUUCAGUCAGUCAUGUUUGGACCGCUUCAGUGUCAUAUUUAUGGUGUGAUGUAACAAAGUUUAGUGUCUAAAUGAGAGUUGAUAGCACAGUAUAUAUGUCAGGCAGUCCAACCACACUUAAAAUGGUAGUUUAAAGCAUUUUUGAUACAAAAAUACAUGUGAAUAUUGUUUAUAUGGUUUUUACAGAUGUCAGUUUUUUUUAAAAAGUAUAAUAAAAUUCUGAGAUGGAUUAAAAGCA
Danio rerio (zebrafish) is the source of this 3076-nucleotide messenger RNA. RefSeq names its product par-6 family cell polarity regulator gamma b (gene pard6gb). Lineage: Eukaryota; Metazoa; Chordata; Actinopteri; Cypriniformes; Danionidae. The record is from RefSeq and is marked provisional. Gene Ontology annotation, cellular component: bicellular tight junction; plasma membrane; cytoplasm.